Molecule: messenger RNA, 2406 nt
Organism: Capsella rubella
Lineage: Eukaryota; Viridiplantae; Streptophyta; Magnoliopsida; Brassicales; Brassicaceae
Product: cation/calcium exchanger 4
Exons: 1
Coding region: 315-2273 (652 amino acids)
Biological process (GO): transmembrane transport; monoatomic cation transport
Cellular component (GO): membrane
Molecular function (GO): monoatomic cation transmembrane transporter activity
Source: RefSeq, a predicted model, not a curated record
AACGUGUUUCGGGUCAAAUAAACCCACCCGAUAAUGAUGCUAAUUAAGCAAGUUAAGAAUCCGACGGACACGAGUGAUUCUCACCGAUCGAUCUUGCCGUGAGGACUAAGGAGAAAACGCUUUACUGAUCAAAGAUCACGACGAUUCAUAUCGGUGAGCAACUCAACCUUCGAUUCAAUCCAAACCAUAAUCCUAGGGUUUCAAAAUUUCUCACUUUGGUUUGAAACCCUAGGCUCUGGUUCGUUUUACCAAUUUGUCGCAUGAUCUAUGGCGGGUAAAUUGUGUUGAUACGAUACAAGGUCCGGAUUUGGAGAAUGAGAGCUGUGAAUUUCAUGUAUAGCUCGAGCAAUCCCAGAUUUCGAGGGAUUUUUAAUGGGCUUUGCGCUGUAAUUUUAUUAGUCUUCUUCUUCGAUCAGAGCAAUACAUUCAGGAACCCUUUAUUAAAGAAUCUGUCUUUCGGUGAUGGUAGUGGCAGAGGAUUGGUUUCCCAAGGUCAAUUUAGUAAUGGGUUUAGCAAGUUUACUGUAAUUCGUCGACAUAUGAUGAGUGAAGUUGACACUCGUGGUUCUUCUGGUGGUAAUAACAGCUUGAGUGGUGAUAGUACUGUAUCGUGCUCUUGGUUGCAUGAACACAGAGGUUAUGCUGAUCAGUGUGAGUUCUUGAAAUCGAACCCGAUUUGUUCUCCAGAUGGGUUCUUUGAUUAUCUCAACUUCUUUUACUGUACCUGCAGAGAUUUUAAGAUCUUGGGUUAUAUUGUGUUAGGAGUUUGGCUUGUUGCUCUGUUUUAUCUCUUGGGUAAUACUGCUGCUGAUUACUUUUGUUGUUCGUUGGAGAAGCUUUCUAAGCUUUUGAAGUUGCCUCCAACUGUUGCUGGUGUUACUCUGCUUCCACUUGGUAACGGAGCGCCUGAUGUGUUUGCGAGUAUAGCUGCUUUCGUUGGUUCAGAUAAAGGGGAAGUUGGUCUUAACAGCGUCUUGGGUGGUGCGGUGUUUGUAACUUGUGUUGUUGCUGGGAUUGUUUCUCUUUGUGUUGCGGAUCAAGAAGUUAAGAUCGAUAAGAAAUGUUUCAUCAGAGACUUGAGUUUCUUCCUUUUCACACUGGUGGCUUUGAUGGUUAUUUUGAUGGUUGGUAAGGUGACUGUGGGUAUAGCCAUUGCGUUUGUCUCUAUCUAUGUACUUUAUGCUUUUCUCGUGGCUGCGAAUGAGAUUUUGAGGAAACAUUCGAGGAGGUUGAAACUGGAUUCUUUUACGCCUUUGCUCCCGAUGCAAGGAAGUGUGUUCUCCCCAAGUGUUGAGGAGGAUAUUCCUAUGUACAGCUCAUUGCUAGAACUUGACACCGAGGAAGGUCCACCUCGGCUGCAUGAUUCUCUACCACAGUGGAUGUGGGCUACUAAUGUAGCCAUCUAUUCAAACCAUUUCGCAAAAGCCAAUGUGCAUGAUGACGAAAGACCUCCAUGGGGAUGGACCGAAGAUGGUGCAGAAGUCGAGAGCUCGUUGUUUUUGAAAGUCACGUCCAUGUUUGAAAUGCCAUUGACGGUUCCUAGACGGCUGACAAUCCCUUUAAUCGAGGAAGAUAGGUGGUCAAAGACAUAUGCUGUGGCUAGUGUAUCAUUAGCUCCUGUCCUUCUUUCCUUUCUUUGGAGCAGCCAAGAUGAUACGAGUCUUCAAGCUAGCGUUGUAGCCUACUUUAUCGGAAUUGCGAUUGGAUCUACUCUUGGGUUUCUUGCAUUCAAAAACACAGAGCCCGAUCGUCCCCCUCAAAGAUACUUAAUCCCUUGGGUACUCGGUGGAUUCAUCAUGAGCAUUGUAUGGUUCUACAUGAUUGCAAACGAACUUGUUGCCCUUUUGGUCACGUUUGGUGGAAUCUAUGGAAUCAACCCGUCGAUACUUGGUCUAACCGUACUUGCUUGGGGAAACUCGAUGGGUGACUUAGUGUCAAACAUUGCAUUGUCGAUGAAUGGUGGGGAUGGCGUACAAAUUGCAUUAUCAGGUUGCUACGCAGGUCCAAUGUUCAACACGCUUGUUGGAUUAGGUAUGUCGAUGUUUCUUGGUGCUUGGUCGAAGAGUCCAGAGACUUACAUGAUCCCGGAAGACAAUAGCUUGUUUUACACUCUAGGAUUUCUAAUAAUUGGUUUGAUCUGGGCUCUUGUGAUGCUCCCUCGCAACGAGAUGCGACCGAGCAAAGUGAUGGGCAUUGGUCUGAUCACAUUGUAUCUGAUAUUUGUCACUUUCAGGCUCAGCUCUGCCAUGGGAUUCAUACCUUGGGCUUCUUGAAACGCAAUUGUAACCAGCUUCUGUAUCGGCUUAUUUGUAUACAUUGUCUAGUUAGAGAUACAAGUACAUGUCCACUUGUUUGUUUGUUGUAUCAUCAUAUAUUUGAUAAUGAAUUUGAGCCAUUAGAUCUGGA